CUACUGUCUAUGGGUGUCCACAGAGGAGGAGAUCGGAGUAUGCACGUCAUCAGUGCGCGACGCAGCGUGCAAGAUUGUGAAGGACGCCGAGGAGAAGCUUGUGAUGAAAUAAGUCAAAUAUAAAGCUGAUUCUGAUUCUGAAGCCAAAGACACAAAACUAUCAGCUGUCAAUGUGUCUCUGCUCUUCAGCUGUGUCAGGAGGACGUGGUAAUGAUGGCGGUGUCGUGUCUAACUCGAGCCCUGCGCUCCCUGACUCUGUCCCAGCCUGCUCUGCUCUGCUCGCAGGCAGUUGCUCAGACCAAGCUGGGAACUCAGGUAACCAGUACAGUCGGGCAGUGCAGAGGCUUCCUCACCACAGCCUCUCUGGAGCAGAACAGGACAUUUUGGAAGCAGAGGGAGAAGUACACCACCAGGCCUAUAGGAAUGAAAAAGACAGGAGGCAGAGAUCACUCGGGAAGGAUACGGACACACGGCAUUGGCGGUGGCCAUAAACAAAAAUACAGGUGGAUAGACUUCCAGCGACUGCGCUACGAGCCGAACCGAGAGGCCCAGCCCUUUGAAGAGAAGGUUGUGGAAGUGCGAUACGACCCGUGCAGGUCUGCUGACAUUGCUCUGGUAGCCGGAGGCAACCGGAAAAGAUGGAUCAUUGCUACAGAGAACAUGCAGGCUGGAGACGUCAUUAAAACAUCUGGAAUUAUUGGACGUAUGGCAGUCUCCGCCAAUGAGGGUGAUGCCUACCCACUGGGAGCUCUUCCUGUGGGGACACUGGUGAACAACCUGGAGAUCCAACCAGGGAGGGGGUCGGAGUACAUUCGUGCUGCAGGCACUAGUGGAGUUUUGCUCCGUAAAGUCAACGGAACAGCAAUCAUUCAGCUUCCUUCAAAGCAGCAGGUUCAGGUGUUGGAGACCUGCAUGGUAACGGUGGGGCGCGUGUCAAACAUCGACCACAAUAAACGGAUCAUCGGCAAAGCUGGUCGCAACCGCUGGCUCGGCAUUCGCCCCUCGAGCGGCUUGUGGCAGAGAAAAGGAGGCUGGGCAGGACGCAAGAUUAAACCGCUGCCGCCGAUGAAGGUUUACGUCAACAUGCCCUCUAUCUCGGCUAAAUAACACACCGGGAAAUGUUCGGGACUGGAGGUCAUCACUCGCUUAUAAAUCACUUGUAUUAUUAUUUUUUUGGUCCUUACAAUGAAAUCAAGUCGACUGUUUGGAGAGAGAGUUCAAUAAAGACGAGCUUUUUGUACAGAA
Molecule: messenger RNA, 1245 nt
Organism: Perca flavescens (yellow perch)
Lineage: Eukaryota; Metazoa; Chordata; Actinopteri; Perciformes; Percidae
Gene: mrpl2
Product: mitochondrial ribosomal protein L2
Exons: 8
Coding region: 211-1107 (298 amino acids)
Biological process (GO): mitochondrial translation
Cellular component (GO): ribosome; mitochondrial large ribosomal subunit
Molecular function (GO): structural constituent of ribosome; RNA binding
Source: RefSeq, a predicted model, not a curated record